Molecule: messenger RNA, 2244 nt
Organism: Patella vulgata (common limpet)
Lineage: Eukaryota; Metazoa; Mollusca; Gastropoda; Patellidae
Product: profilin
Exons: 5
Coding region: 213-635 (140 amino acids)
Cellular component (GO): cell cortex
Molecular function (GO): actin monomer binding
Source: RefSeq, a predicted model, not a curated record
AUAACGGAACAUUAGCCGCCACGCUAGAGUGAACAACAGCUUGUCUGCGGAGCGGAACAACUGAGUAUCGAGUGAGACCGGUCUAAGUUGUCUACGGGGCGGCCAUAUUAGAAAAUAGUCGUCGGGAGAUCCAAAUAGGUUACAAGUCCACGAGAAUACUCAUCCAUCUCUCACGUGCUUCGUCUGUUAAGCUAUUUAUAAGAUAAUUUAAAAUGAGUUGGGAUUCAUAUAUUGAAAAUCUUGUGGGGCAAAGUAAAGAUAGCAGUGGUCAAGCCCAUGUAGAUUCUGUGUCUAUUAUAGGUAUAGAUGGUGGUGGAAAAUGGACCUCAGAUGGACAUGCACAGUCCCUAAGCAUAGAACCAGCAGAGUGUGCAGCCAUAGCCAGUUCUUUUAAAUCAAAGGAUUUCACUAACUUCCAGUCAAGUGGUGUACGUAUAGGGAACCAGAAAUACCAAUUUCUACGAGAAGAAGACAAAAAACUGGUAUUGGCCAAAAAGAAGGAUUGUGGGGCCAUUACAAUGCAGGCUUCUAAAACUGCUAUUGUUAUAGCACAUAUUCCCGAAGGCUGUCAACAAGGUAAUGGUAAUAAAGCAGUAGGAGUGAUAGCUGAGUACUUAGAAAACCUAAACAUGUAACUGCAAGACUAGUACUAAAAGUAUAAUUAUAUAUAAUAUAAAUAAUUGACGCAGACUCCACACACACACACACACACACUAUAUGUAUCUACAUUGGUCAAAUUACCUCUUGAUAUUCCUUUCUGUGUAUUGGCCUUUUGAGUAGUCAUAAAGUGUAUCACGGAUCUUUCGGUACAGAUUUUAUCAAUGUAGAUACAUAUAAGGUAUUUUUUUCUUCGUUGCUUUUCAUUACAUAUAAAGAAAUAACAUUUGAAGGUUAUUUAUAUUAAGUCAACCUAUAAGUAUCCUAACAUCCACCUUAUAAUGCUCUUAUUCUUUUUGUCAUUUUGUUUUCUUGCUUAAUUAUGUUAUGGGGAGCUCUUUAAGUUGUAUAGCAGGCCAAGGAAAAAAUACAAUAGCUCAUGUGUUCAUUGCUAGUGUAAUCCUAUUGCUAGUGGAUGCAAAGCAAUGUCAAAAUAUUACGAUUCAUAAAUCUUUAAUCUUUUGGGAUAUUUGAGGUGUUGAAGCAUUUUUAUACUUAUUGCAUAUCGUUUUAUCUGUUUAUAAAACUGAUUCUAGUUAUAAAUUGUUGUUUUUUUUUUGUGGAAAAUGUACAUUACUGAUACAAUAUAGCUUUAGUACCCAUAUACAAAAACCUAUUCGAAAUUCUCUUUUCAUGUUAAAUGUCUGCAUCAGUUAUUUGUUUGUUAAGGGAGGCAACUCUUGUAGCAGGGAGAUAACUCAAACCAUUCCGACCCUUUGUGGUACCAAAAGUAGAAUAUUGUUUUCCCAGCUAAUUGUAUAAAAUAUUCUCUUAUUUCACCUUAUGAACCAAUUUUGUUAUCUUAAAACUUAAUGGUAGUCUGCUGAUCAAACAGAUUAGAUCCGAAGAUCGGAUUGAUUGACCAGGUAUUAUUGAAAUUUACAAUUUGAUAAGUUAUAUUUAAAAUAGACAUGUUUAUUACAGCUUGUUUAUAUCGUAACUAUAGUACCAUUAGCCUUAUAUACACCCACCAGUGAUACUUUAGAUUUAUGUACUUUUUUAAAAGGUAAUUUAUUAUGGGAUUUUCUUAGCUCUUAUUGGCAAAUGUUGAGUUUCUUGUAGCAUCAUAUAUUUCUUUGUGAAUUGUUAUUUGUAGCUACUUAGAAAAAAGGAAUUUUUUUUGUUAAAUAUUUUGAAUUGCUGGGCGAUCAAACUUUUUGAAUAUGUUUGUUAUGAAUUUUCAUACUGAUGUUUAAUUUGAUAAGUGUUCGGUUUGUUUAAGCUCAAUGUAACUAUAUAUUCACCAUACUAGUAAUAUUAUCUCUUCUGCUCUUGAAAUGUACUAAACAUAAGAAAACGAUAUUGGUCAUUUUCAUCAUUACUGUCUUUGCUCAAAAAAAGCUAUCUUCCCAAACUUGAACUUUUAUCUUGAUAUGAACUUGAACUUUAUUCCCGGUUUGUGCAUGUAUAUUUUAUAUACCAGUAUUCCAAUGUUUAUGAAAACAUUUAACAUGUUUGUCCAAAUUAUUGAUCAAAUCAUUUUGAAAGAAAAGAAAUUGUUAACUGUGUCUGUGUGUACUUUUUCUGUUUUGUACAUUUUAACAAAUGCAUUCUUCAUAAUAAACAAAAUGCCUGUUAAAAAAGAAA